This is a messenger RNA of Microsporum canis CBS 113480, 2598 nucleotides long. Its product is annotated as carbon catabolite-derepressing protein kinase. Gene Ontology annotation, biological process: protein phosphorylation; intracellular signal transduction. Gene Ontology annotation, cellular component: cytoplasm. Gene Ontology annotation, molecular function: protein serine/threonine kinase activity; ATP binding. Lineage: Eukaryota; Fungi; Ascomycota; Eurotiomycetes; Onygenales; Arthrodermataceae. The transcript is spliced from 5 exons. The record is from RefSeq and is a predicted model, not a curated record. The coding region runs from base 214 to 2592 and encodes 792 amino acids.
GCAGUUUGUCACUGUUUUUUUUUACUUCUGUCUACGAUGGCAAGUCGUUGAGCAUUCAAGGCUGACCACUUCUACCACCCGCCUGAUCGCAACAGCUCAGGCUUCCAAGUAAAUGGGAAUCGAAUAUACCCUCGGUGUAGCGGCACCAGUCUAAAACACAACGCCAUCUCCCCCUUCGCGAAGGCACCUCACGCGUACUCACUCAUUGUUACCAUGUCUGCGGCCUUGGAUGAAGAGGAUCUCUCGAUCUCCCUUCCUUCGUACGAGCAGAACAGGAAUAGAAACCCCCAUGGCCACCCGAGUAUACCUCAGCCACCGUCACGCCGUGGCUCCGAACGACUUGACCAGUCUCCGGCCACCGCUCGAGACAUGCAGCGUCUGGAUCAGUAUACCGCAGUUAGGAACCUGGGCGAGGGAACAUUUGGAAAGGUCAAGCUCGCUACCCACAGAGCUAGUGGGCGGCCAGUUGCGCUUAAGAUCAUACCCAGGCGGAAACUACAGUCGAGGGACAUGGUCGGGAGGGUCGAGCGGGAGAUUCAGUAUCUCCAGCUAUUAAGACACCCUCAUAUCAUCAAACUGUAUACUGUGAUUGCUACCAAGACCGACAUUGUUAUGGUGCUGGAGUAUGCGGAGCGGGAGUUAUUUGACUACCUGGUAAAGAGAGGAAGAUGCAACGACGAUGAAGCCCGCAUCUUCUUCCAGCAGAUUAUUUGUGCAGUGGAAUAUUGCCACCGCCAUAAAAUCGUGCAUCGGGAUCUUAAACCGGAGAAUCUCCUUAUCGACAAGGAUAAGAAUGUAAAGAUUGCUGAUUUCGGUCUGAGUAACAUUAUGACCGACGGGAACUUUCUGAAAACUAGUUGUGGCAGCCCCAACUAUGCUGCUCCCGAAGUCAUCUCUGGUAAGCUAUACGCCGGCCCUGAGGUUGACGUAUGGAGCUGCGGAGUCAUUCUUUAUGUACUUUUGGUGGGGAAAUUACCCUUUGACGAUGACUACAUCCCGUCACUCUUCAAAAAGAUAUCAGCCGGAAACUUCCAUAUGCCAUCAUACAUAUCGUCCGGCGCUGCCAAUCUUAUCAAGCACAUGCUUCAAGUUCACCCCGUUCAUCGAAUCUCUAUACCGGAGAUCAGGCAAGAUCCAUGGUUUUUAAAGGGCCUUCCGAAAUACUUGCAGCCUCCGGUUGAGGACUUUGUUGGUACCGGUGCGGAUCCAAAUAAAGCAAUUGACCCGCGGAAAAUCGCCCCAGGCAAGUCUGCUGCUAUCCAGGAACGCAUCCAUGAGAAUGCAGUUAUCAAACUCGAACGGAGGAUGGGCUAUGGCAAGGACGAUAUCCAUGAUGCCCUGAGAAAACCGGAACCUAGUGCGAUUAAAGAUGCUUUCUUUAUUGUCGUCGAGAAUGAGAUGAUGCAAAUGAACUCCCCAUCUGAAAAUGAGUCUGGUCAAGCUCCCAUCACUCCAUUUGGGGCCGGCCCAUCCCACUCUCAUCGCUACGGGCAAAUUCCUAACUAUGAUGUCAAUGCUCAGAACUCACCACUUGCCCCGCUAACUCCAUUCCAGACGAGGACCUCUUCAAAUACGCCCUCCCAGACCCCUUCUGUCAGCGGGACAGAAGAUACUCCACGGAUUAGCCACGUACGGAUUCUACCUACUAGCCUACCUUAUGUCCAUGACCAAAUAAUGAAGCAACGGGCGGAGAAAUCCGUGCCUGAUCUAAAUGAAGAGGAUGAAACAGCAGAAGAGAACCGGGGUAGAUCGUUGCAGCCAGACAAUAAAGAAUCCGAAGGGGAGGCCAGUAAAGAACUCUCCCCCGAAGAGCAAGCUGCAACUGCUCGGUCGCUUAGACCUCACUCACGGAGCAAAGUCGAUUUGGGCAAGCUACAGUACCAAAAGCCCAACCCUACAGCCCAGGCUGCUCCUACGCCGAAACGCUCUCGUAAAUGGCAGUUUGGCAUACGUUCUAGGAAUCAACCAUAUGAGGCGAUGUUAUGUCUCUAUAAAGCUAUUCAGGCGGAGGGAGGCGUUUGGGAGAUUCAGCCUGCGGAGUCCGACAUGAACGACUCCGAUAGUGGGAGAACUCCGCGAAUGACAGCUGAACUUCCUUCGGCACUCCAACACAGAUAUCCUGAUCUACCGGCAGACUACUACAUUCCGAAAGAUUUAUGGUUUAUUCGCGCGCGGUUAUUAAAGCAAGGAGUCCUCGCUCCCGGUCCAUCGAACAGUGCUCACUCUAGCCGCAGUGAUCUAGAAGAAUUCCGCCGUCGCGCGUCAGCGUCGGCUGCAGCUCUUGCUACAGCUGCUGGCGUUACUAGUACCGCAAUACCAUCGGCCCAUUCGACGCACCCUGCGCUUCUUGCGUAUGGUGUAUGGGUUUUCAUCGACAUUCAGUUGUAUCAGAUUGAGUCGAAAAACUACAUGGUAGAUUUCAAAUGCGAUGGCUAUCAAAAUGUCAUUCAGGUCGCCUAUGAAAAUAAUAUCACCUCGGAAUGGCGACCGAUAAGCAAACGGAUACGAAACAAGGAGAAAGAGGUGACAAGUCCUUAUCCUUUCUUAGACGUAGCGUCUGAUCUUGUUGCACAAUUGGCGGUGGUUAGUUGAUUUAUA